Messenger RNA from Diospyros lotus (date-plum), 3583 nucleotides. Its product is annotated as 5'-3' exoribonuclease 4-like. The transcript is spliced from 23 exons. Gene Ontology annotation, cellular component: nucleus. Gene Ontology annotation, molecular function: 5'-3' RNA exonuclease activity; RNA binding; zinc ion binding. NCBI's taxonomy places the organism in Eukaryota, Viridiplantae, Streptophyta, Magnoliopsida, Ericales, Ebenaceae. Gene Ontology annotation, biological process: nuclear-transcribed mRNA catabolic process. Bases 141 to 3002 code for a protein of 953 amino acids. The record is from RefSeq and is a predicted model, not a curated record.
CGAAGCCGUCUCAGGCUCCGUGCCGAAAAGAAACAAAAAGAAAAAAAAGAAGAAAAAUAAGGCCAUUUCUUUCUCUCCACCGCCGCCGCCUCUCUGCAACAGAAUCCUUGCGAAGUUUCCAGCGGCCUACCGGAAAAGCGAUGGGAGUUCCGGCGUUCUACAGGUGGCUGGCCGAUCGCUACCCCAAGUCGAUCGUCGACGUCGUGGAGGAGGAGCCGAGGCAGAACCAGAACGGCGUCGUCCUCCCCGUUGACGUCUCCAACCCAAACCCUAACGGCAUGGAGUUCGACAACUUGUACCUGGAUAUGAAUGGGAUUAUUCACCCCUGUUUUCAUCCCGAAGGCAAGCCUGCUCCAGCCACUUAUGAUGAUGUAUUUAAAUCAAUAUUUGAUUACAUUGAUCACCUGUUCUUGUUGGUCCGACCAAGAAAGCUUCUUUAUAUGGCAAUUGAUGGAGUUGCUCCGAGAGCUAAAAUGAAUCAGCAGCGUUCCCGGCGCUUCAGGGCAGCAAAAGAUGCUGCUGAAGCUGAAGCUGAGGAGGAAAGAUUGAAGGAGGAGUUUGAAGCUGAGGGGAGAAACCUUGCUCUUAAAGAAAAGACUGAAACAUCCGAUUCAAAUGUUAUUACUCCUGGCACCAAAUUUAUGGCAGUGCUCUCAAAAGCACUUCAAUAUUAUAUACAUUCUAGGUUGAACCACAACACUGGUUGGCAGGGUACAAAGGUGAUUCUUUCUGAUGCGAAUGUCCCUGGGGAGGGUGAACACAAGAUCAUGUCUUACAUUCGGCUACAGCGAAACCUUCAUGGAUUUAAUCCAAAUACUCGCCAUUGCCUGUAUGGCUUGGAUGCAGACUUGAUUAUGCUGUCUUUAGCUACACAUGAGGUUCACUUCUCAAUACUGAGAGAGGUUAUUACUUUUGGGCAGCAAGAAAAGUGUUUCCUUUGUGGUGAAGCUGGGCAUCUAGCUGCUGAUUGUCGUGGUAGGCAAGGCAGCCAAGAUAGCUUGAAUGGGGUGGUGGAUGGCACACCAAUUCACAAGAAAAAAUAUCAGUUCAUAAACAUCUGGGUGUUGCGAGAAUAUUUACAAUAUGACUUGGAGAUUCCCAAUCCUCCAUUUGAGCUUAACUUUGAGCGAUUAUUGGAUGACUUCGUAUUUCUAUGUUUUUUUGUUGGUAAUGACUUUCUUCCGCAUAUGCCAACCCUGGAAAUUCGUGAGGGUGCGAUUAAUCUACUGAUGAAUAUUUAUAGAAAGGAGUUUACUGCUAUGGGUGGUUAUCUUACUGAUGCGGGUGAGGUUUUGCUGGACAGAGUGGAACAUUUUAUUCAAUCAGUUGCAGUUUUUGAGGAUCAAAUUUUUCGGAAGCGGGCUCGUUUACAGCAGGCUAUGGAGAAUAAUGAAGACAUGAAACUUAAAGCAAGAAAAGAGGUAUUUGAAGAGCCAGCAGCAGUGGUUAUCGACAAGGUCAAGUUAGGGGAGCCUGGAUAUAAAGAGAGGUAUUAUGCUGAGAAAUUUGGUAUCUCUGACCCUGAAAAGAUCGAUGAAAUUAGAAAAGAGAUAGUUUUGAAGUAUGUAGAAGGUUUAUGCUGGGUCUGCCGGUACUACAACCAAGGUGUCUGCUCGUGGCAAUGGUUUUAUCCAUACCAUUAUGCUCCAUUUGCUUCUGAUCUAAAGGAUCUAGCUGACUUAGAAAUAACAUUUUUCCUUGGACAACCGUUUAAGCCCUUUGACCAGCUCAUGGGAACCCUGCCAGCUGCAAGUUCUAGUGCUCUGCCCCGGGAGUUUAGGAGAUUGAUGACUGAGCCAACAUCACCAAUCCAUGAAUUCUACCCUUCUGAUUUUGAGAUUGACAUGAAUGGCAAGCGCUUUAAGUGGCAGGGCAUUGCCAAACUGCCAUUCAUUGAUGAGAAUAAAUUGCUUGCUGAAACAAAGAAGCUGGAGACAACUUUGACGGACGAAGAGCGAGUGCGGAACAGUAUGAUGUUUGAUUUGUUAUAUGUACAUUGUUCUCAUCCUUUGGCUGGCCAAGUUAUAUCAUUGUACCAGUUUUUUCAUCAAUUACCUCCACAUCAAAGAUAUUGGCCAAUUGACACAAAUUUUAGUGAAGGAGUGAAUGGAUAUCUCUGGUUAUGUCAGAGGAAUAUGUGGACGAAUGUGGUUCUUUCCCCUGUAAGUGGAUUGCGAGAUAUCGAAAUUAACCAAAUUCUAAACACUUCUUACUUGAAUCCUCUACCCUAUAAACAUGUCCCAGAACCUCCUGCAGGCGUACGCAUGCCUGAAAAGAUUUUAGGUCCUUUGGACGUAAAACCCUUCCCUGUGUUGUGGCACGAAGAUAACGGUAGCCACCGCCAACAAAGCAGAGAACGGGCAGGGGUAUCUCGGGCAAGAUAUGGUCCUCAGUUGGGAGAAGCAGCCCAUCGUUUGGUCAAGAAUACCCUGAAUCUAAAACACAAUUACAAUCAUUCUGGAUCAUCCGAACAAACUCAAUAUAGGAAUUCUACAAGUAACCAUGUAGCCAACGGCAGGUCAAGGACAGCUGGAUCUUCUGGGUAUGGAAGGGCUCUGAUUGAGGAUCCAGCUCCCUACUAUGGAAAUUAUAAUCACCCCCGAGCUAGAAUGGGCAAUCCUAGAUCCGCACUCCCCCCGUAUGACUUGCAAGGCUACAGACAGGACUACAGGACACCGGAUAGAUACUCAUAUGAAGAGCAGCAACAGAGCGUAAGGGCUGGGAUGUCUUCUUUGACGAUGGAAGAAGGCAGAACUAGAUCACAUAUUGCGACACAUCCAAGGAUGCCGAAUCCAGGACAAAUUUCAAAUAUCCAGAACAAGUCCGUGCAGCAGGUUGGUCCACUCCCAACGCCACCUGCCAAGUGGAUAGCUAGACCACCAGGCGGAGAUGCUCGAAUAUACCAUAAGCAGCAACAGCCGUCACCAGCUGCGUCUGAUGAGAAGCAAAUGAAGCGAGUUUAUCAGAUUAAGGGCCAGGGACCACCCCAAGAAUCUGUCUGAUUCUCCCAUCGGCAGCGCCAAGAGUGAUAUUGUAUAGUCCGUGGCACUGGCAGGUCCCUCCCUAAACCUCAGGAACAUCGAUCUGGUGGAAGGAAGAUUAAGAUUAAAUCUGCACUCUGCACAAAUGGGAAUGGGACACGGCGGGUAGGGCUCUUCCAUACAAAUAUAUAAAUCAAUCAAUCAAUCAGGUGGAAAAGGAGAAAAGAAAAUCGCAGGUGAAGCGUGAAGGUGUACAGCUAGUCAGCUUACAGCAUGUCCUAACCUUCCUCUCCUUCCCAUGUUUCUGUUCUCUGUUAGAAGACACGUGAUGUAGGAUGUAGCUUCAGCUUUAGAUUUGUUGUACUGAAUAUAUGUCCUGUUCCACUUUUUUUAUUUUUCUUAGAAUGUUUGUUUACAGUUCUGUGUCGGGAAUAAUACUAUUAUGCUGACAUUUGUUUGUGUAAUUAACGAGCUGUAGCUUUUGUCAUUUUCGGCAACACUUCCAGCGAACUUUCAGCUUGAUGCUUUUUUAUGCUCUGCUUGUAUACAACCAGUAACAGAAAUAUUCAUUAUAAUAAUGGUCAUAUCAUGUGAUUUAUUUA